Molecule: messenger RNA, 924 nt
Organism: Anopheles maculipalpis
Lineage: Eukaryota; Metazoa; Arthropoda; Insecta; Diptera; Culicidae
Gene: Cdk1
Product: cyclin-dependent kinase 1
Exons: 3
Coding region: 3-899 (298 amino acids)
Biological process (GO): mitotic G2 DNA damage checkpoint signaling; protein phosphorylation; G2/M transition of mitotic cell cycle
Cellular component (GO): nucleus
Molecular function (GO): RNA polymerase II CTD heptapeptide repeat kinase activity; cyclin-dependent protein serine/threonine kinase activity; ATP binding
Source: RefSeq, a predicted model, not a curated record
CGAUGGAACACUUUCAGAAGAUUGAAAAGAUUGGCGAAGGUACGUACGGGGUGGUGUACAAGGGACGCAACAAGCUCACCGGCGAGAUCGUGGCCAUGAAGAAGAUCCGGCUGGAGGCGGAAGACGAGGGCAUCCCUUCGACGGCAAUCAGAGAGAUCUCGUUGCUGAAAGAGCUGAAGCACCGGAACGUUGUGUCGCUGCUCGACGUGCUGAUGGAGGAAAAUCGCCUCUAUCUAAUCUUCGAGUUUCUGUCGAUGGAUCUGAAGAAGUACAUGGACAGUCUACCGCCGGAGAAGAUGAUCGAUUCCGAUCUGGUCAAAAGCUACAUGUACCAAAUUACGGCCGCAAUGCUGUUCUGCCACAAAAGGCGUGUCCUGCACCGUGAUCUGAAACCACAGAACUUGCUUAUCAACAAGGAGGGCGUCAUCAAAGUGGCUGAUUUUGGGCUGGGUCGUUCGUUCGGCAUCCCAGUACGCAACUACACACACGAGAUCGUCACGCUCUGGUAUAGGGCACCGGAAGUGUUGCUGGGAUCACCGCGCUACUCCUGCCCGGUAGACAUAUGGUCGAUUGGAUGCAUUUUUGCCGAGAUGGCCACACGAAAGCCACUGUUCCAGGGUGAUUCGGAAAUCGAUCAACUGUUCCGCAUGUUCCGUAUACUGCGCACACCGACGGAUGACAUUUGGCCGGGUGUGACGUCGCUGCCGGAUUACAAAUCCUCGUUCCCGUGUUGGACGCAGAACAAUCUCGCUAGUCAGGUGUCGAACCUGGAUUCGGCCGGUAUCGAUCUGCUGCAGAAGUGCCUCAUCUACGAUCCUAUGUUGCGCAUCUCGGCAAAGAAGAUCCUCGAACACAAGUACUUCGAUGGGUUCGAGCGAGGCAGCAUACCGACCGAUUAGUGGAAAUGGGGUGAGGCACUUUUUC